Messenger RNA from Cyclopterus lumpus (lumpfish), 4607 nucleotides. RefSeq names its product polycystic kidney disease protein 1-like 2. The record is from RefSeq and is a predicted model, not a curated record. Gene Ontology annotation, molecular function: protein binding; calcium channel activity. NCBI's taxonomy places the organism in Eukaryota, Metazoa, Chordata, Actinopteri, Perciformes, Cyclopteridae. The coding region runs from base 653 to 3925 and encodes 1090 amino acids. Gene Ontology annotation, cellular component: membrane. Gene Ontology annotation, biological process: detection of mechanical stimulus. The transcript has 23 exons.
CGAGCGAGCGAACAGGAACUGUCAGCCAGUUUCAUGACGUAUCUCAACAUUAUCUCAUGAUACGAACACAGAGGGAUAUUAAAUGCAUUGCUUUUUAAAAUUACCUUCAGAUGUCCCGCCAUGGACGCAGUUCUGUCAUUGCAUUAAAGGGCAUUGGAUGGAUUUCCUAACAUGUUACACAAACACACGCGGGAGCAGCUUCCUCCACAUGGUCUCGCGAUAUUUCAAUCCUGGGUUCGGUGAAAAGUGGAGCGAGGAGAGGAGAUGCGCAGAUGUCGGCCAAGAGGCAUUCAGUUAAGUCAGGGUGCUUCUCGAGAGACAAUAUGAUGGCAGUGCAUAUUUGUUUUAAAGAAAUCCUUAUUAUGUUUCAAAUAAUACAAAUUAAAUCCUUUGGUGUGUUUUUCAUGUUAAGUUGAAGCGUGUCCUUUAUCAUGGGAAGUUCAGCUUGUGUGACCUUUGGGGAAAGAAACUUCACUUUGCAUCUUGUUUGAGUGUCUGCAGUGAUUUUCCUAAUGUAAUGAAAACCCAUGCAGAGCAUUUUCUGGAGAAAACUCUCUGAUUUACAUGUGACAGACGAAGUGAUCUUGCUCAGUCAGCUCCAGACGCAGUUCCCGCAGUACUAUGUGCUUCAGCUCUUUAAAUUAAAAUAGCUAUGGGCAUGUUACUCCAAAACUCUGUCUUUUUGUGGAUGUCAGUUGGAUUUGUAUCUUUACUGGAAAAGUCUGAGGCCUAUACAGGGAAGGAGUUCCCCGCAGAGUGUGAAUUUGUUUACAGAAAUAUCUGUUUUGAGUUUCUUGGGGGAUCUGAAAGCUGGUCCCAAGCCAGGAGUAGCUGCGAAAAGCAAGGAGGGGAGCUCCUGAAGGUGAUGAACAGCGCGAUCGAAUUGUUCCUGAAGAACAUCACCAUAGGAGGAAACACCAGCAAUUUCUCCUGGUGGCUGGGAGAGAGAGUCCAAUGGCAGUACCUGGUACCCAUCAUACAAAAUGCCUACAUUUCACAAGACAACUGCACAUACAUGAAGCUGGAUCCUCUUCAGCUCGUCACAACAUCUGACUGUAACCAGAGACGAGGCUUCCUCUGCACCCACAAUGUGUGGAAGUCUUCAUCAAACACAAAGAACACAACGGUGUCCAGUCAUGCAACCAGAUCUCGACCCAAAAGGGGUGUUGAUCUCAUGGCUUCGUAUGUGGAAAACAUUGAUGACCUUCUCUUGGAAGCAGACAAAGAACUUCUGCGAAUGGAAACCACAGUCGGGGAGCCGACAGACAACAGCAGGGACGAAUUCAUUAAACAUUUGUUGAAUGGCACAAAAAAACUGACUCCAGAAUUUGCUUUGAGAAAUAACGACACCAUCAGUCACAUCAUCAACUGUAGCACUGGUAUCUUCCUUCUCUCAUUGGACAAAUGUGACAUCAAUACUAACCCCAACCCUAAAUCUUUGUUCGAGGCGGUCUUUGAGAUCUUUCGGACAAUCUCACUGCUGGUUGGUAAUGGAACCACACACAAUGUCCUCAUCAGGCACCCAGUAGGCAACAUCUUUCAGAGCAGACACACACCAACUGAUCUCAGCAACGCCGUGCUCGGUUCAGAAAAAGAUAGUGAGUUUGCCAAACUCCCCUCAUAUGCAGCACUUGGGCCUCAGCUUGGAAAAUACAACCCAAUCACUGCUCAGCUGGCUUUGUUCUCAAUAAAUCCCCAUCCGUCUGAUGACAACAUCUCAGGAGCUGUUUGCAGCCUUUUACUGAGUUGUGGAAAUAAAGACAUAACGCUGUCCAACCUUUCAGAGAGUAUACAGAUCUUUUUGACUCGUCCAAAUGCUACAAUACAGAUGAACACCACUAUUGUGUUGGAGAAAGACACAAAAGCUGUGACAAUAUUCAACGUCUCCGACCCUAAUAUGACCAUCUUCAUUAGCGUGAUGCCCAGUACUAAUGUGUCAUUACAUUUGGUUUUGUCAGAAGGAUCACCUCCUACCAAUACACAUUUCAACAAAAUGACCACCUUGAGCCCAACAGGAGACUAUCGCUGGAUGCUAACCCCAGAGAUGUUACAGCAGACCCCUGGAGUCUGGUAUGUUUCCUCCAGCGUCUCUAAUUCUUGGGAGCCAAACAUGACGCUGACGAUCACUUCCUUUAUGAGCAAGUGCUUGUACUGGGACAUAGCGAGGGAGACAUGGAGCACUGAUGGCUGCCACGUAGGGGACAAAAGCACUCCACAGCUAACACAGUGCCUGUGUAACCACCUCACUAUCUUUGGGAGCUCCUUCUUUGUCAUGCCCAACCACGUGGACAUAUCUCGCACGUCAGAGUUGUUUGCCACCGUGUCUGAGAACUUUGUGGUUCUGGCCCUGUUGUGCACUUUCUUUGGGCUCUACCUGGUCACUCUGCUGUGGGCCUGCUAUGCUGACCGCAGAUCGAGCUCUAAGAGGAAGAUGACUCUUCUGGAAGACAACCACCCAGGCGCUCAGUACAACUAUCUGAUCGGUUUCCAAACUGGCCAUCGCAAGAAUGCUGGGACUACUGCCAACGUGACAGUGAAGCUGAUUGGAUCAGAGGGCGAGAGUUGCACAUACAACCUCACGGACCCUGACAAGCCUGUGUUUGAGAGAGGAGCGUUUGAUAUGUUCCUGCUGGCCACACCCUUCCCACUGGGCGAAGUGCGAAACCUCAGGCUGCAGCAUGACAACUCUGGAGGUCACCCAUCAUGGUAUAUAAACAAGGUGACUAUACAAGACCUCCAAACGCGACAUGUGUUUCACUUCUUUUGUGACUGUUGGCUGAGUACUGACCGUGGAGACAGCAUGACCAAGAAAACCUUGAAUGCUGCAAAGAACAACGAGAUUGCCAGUUUCAGGAAUAUUUUUCAGAGCAGAACAUCGACUGGCUUCAGGGAUGAGCACAUCUGGGUUUCCAUAGUGGAUCCGCCCUCACGUAGUCCAUUCACUCGUGCCCAGAGGGUCUCCUGCUGCAUGAGCCUGCUGCUCUGCACCAUGGCCAUCAAUAUCGCCUUCUGGAACAUUCCUACAGAUGAGGACUCGCCAGUACUCUUCUCAAUUGGUUCUUUGCAUAUCACCUGGCAGGAGGUCAUGGUGGGGGUACAGAGUGGUCUUCUCAUGUUUCCAAUCAACAUCCUCAUCAUCACCAUCUUCAGAAGCAUCAGACCUCGCAUGAUAUCAAAAUCUAAAAAAGGGGACUCAAAGGAGAACUUGAGACCCCCAGCAGUGACCUUAGCAGCUAUUCUGAAGGAUACAGAGGAGGUGAUUUCUUCUGUGAGCAGUAGUCCGAGGAACAAGAUGUCAGAUAUGCACAGACUGGAGUCCACCACUGACCUUGGCCUUGCCUUGGACAGGGUGAAUGAAUUCAUCCAGCUUAUGCAAGGGGAGAGUGAGAGUGGUCCUCACUGGGUGUACUGCAGCAAGUUCCUCCUGGCUGGUCUCUGUCACCUCCUGAUGUGCCUGGUAAAACUGGAUGAAAAGCACUUUCCGAGUGCACAAGAAUACCAGCAGACCCUCAACACCACCAACCUGCUGGUUUGCAAGGCUGAGAUGGUCUUCAGCAGCCAUUUGGCCUUCUGCCCACUCCCUGUGGAGAAGAAGAAGACGAGGUCGGCAAGCUGCUGGCUGCCCUGGUGGUGUGUGUUCCUGGGCUGGUUCCUGUUGCUGUCCAUCAGUGGAGUUUCCACUUACUUCACCCUGUUAUACGGCUUUUGGUACGGCAGAGGAAAAUCUAUCAAAUGGGUCAUGUCUCUGGGCCUCUCCCUCUUCCAGAGCAUCUUUAUUCUGCAGCCACUCAAGGUGAUAGGAGUUGCUGUGAUUUUUGCCCUGCUGCUGAAACCUGUAGCUGUGGAGGAGACUGAAGAAAUUCAGCAGGUGAUGUUAGAGCAACAAGACAAGUGUAGACGCUACACUGGCAAGGAAACACUGUGAGGAAGCUGCAUUUAGCUGAACAUGUGGUCUUCUUCGUGGGCACAGCUACGAACCAUGACAACCCUCUCUGCUUCAACACUCUUUUGCACUUAUUGGAAGUUUUAACUUUCUGAAUAUAUAAUUAAUUCUGGUGUUUUGUUUGUAUACAGAUUUUCCAAUGUUUUCAGAAACGGUGAUUCAGAGUAAAUGGGUAACUAAAUAACUGUAGCUGUUGCGUGUCAUUGUGUUGCUUUUUCCUAGUCAUUUACUAUCCGUGAUGAUGUGUGUGUAUGCAAAGAAAAUCUCUGGUUACUUUCGUUCAUUUCAGGAGGCUGUUAUUGUCAUUGUCCUAAGAAAUCAACCUCUAUGUCUGACCCCAAAUCAAAAUCGCCAUCACAGAAACUACAACACUCAUAACUUAGCGAAGAAGCUCAACCUGAAAUUCUAUGUUCAUAACCAGAUCAGACCAAUUAUCACCCAUUCUGUCUCAGACAUCUACAUGCAAUUAUUAUUUUUAUAAUGUCUUCCAAUUUGGUCCCUCGCACAAAAGAAACCAUUGAACCAAUAGCAAGACGAUCGCACUCAUAAGGUCCAUUGCAACCUUCUCUCUCGGACUCACCACUGCACUGUACUUUCACAUUGUUACGCCCUGCCGUUUCAGAUAUUUUGUAAUAUUGUUAUAGUUUGAGUUAUUUUGAGUAGU